This is a messenger RNA of Rosa chinensis, 960 nucleotides long. Its product is annotated as probable mediator of RNA polymerase II transcription subunit 26b. The record is from RefSeq and is a predicted model, not a curated record. The transcript has a single exon. Lineage: Eukaryota; Viridiplantae; Streptophyta; Magnoliopsida; Rosales; Rosaceae. Gene Ontology annotation, cellular component: nucleus. Bases 1 to 960 code for a protein of 319 amino acids.
AUGGCGAGGACCAAGUCUCGGCCACUGAAUUACUGGAGGAAUUACUUUGAAACUGCGAAGGAUACGAAUAUUUUCAGUAUAAUUGAUCAUGCCAUCAAGGUGGCCGCUUCAGAUUUUCCAAAAGACUUCAGUUUACAAAAGGACAGAAUAGUUGCACGAUUGUCUUGUAUUCAGUGUUUGGGCAAUGAUGAAGAAUCAGCUCAUGGUGGUUGCAAAAGUGGAUCCGAUAGCGAUGGCUGUGAAGGACUACUUGAGGCCGAUGUUAAUAAAGAGAGCAACCUAAGUGAUGAGGCCGAUCGUGUUUCGAUUGAUGACGCUUCUCAAAAUAUUGAUGUAGAGGUCUUGAGGAUCAAGGAAAUUUUUGAAAACAGUGAUAAGGAAAAGGCUAAUGACCCUUCAAUGCUCGAGUCUCUGACGAGACUAAAGAUGAUGACUAUGACUGUGGAGACUCUUGAGGCAACCGCAAUUGGUAAAGUUGUUAGUGGUCUCAAAAAGCAUGGAUCCAAGCAGAUUCGUGAUCUUGCUCGAACACUUGUUGAUGGGUGGAAAGUCGUGGUAAGUGAAUAUUUGGCUACCCAAAAUUCGAAACAGUCCUCUUCAGAUGUUCUUAGCAAACAAAACAAGAAUGAACAACUAGUGAUCAAGAAACAAGAAGUUGUAGCUGUGAAGCCAAUUAAGGCCUCAAACAACAAUGAAGAAAAGAUGCAGCGCUUGGAUGAUGAAGUUGCAGCGCAAGCGAAAAUCGAAGCCACAAAAAGGAAACUCCAUGAGCGCUAUGAGCAAAUUGAGAACACCAAGAAGCAAAGGAUGGUUCAAGUCUUGGAUGAUCUCCCCAAGCAAGGGCCUAAAGUUGGCUCCCACACUACUAAUCUACAUGGAAAGAAACCUGGUUCAGCACAUGGACGGAUAUCCGAUAAGUUGCACAGAUUAAAAAAGCAAGCUGGUGUGGUCGGCAAGUAA